AUGAAGCCAACGUUAAGAUUUUGGGGAAGGAGGCACGCCGGGGGAGGCCCCGUCCCUCUUCUAAGGAACCCGGUCAAGCGUUGGUUACACCUUUUGAUAUUCCUACAUCUUGUCCUCUUACUUCUAUCUUGUUGCACAAUUAGCUUCCCGUUUAUAUACGAUUUGCAUUGCUCAAUACUCUUUAAUUCAUUGGCCCAUAUAAUCGCUUCAGCCGUAGGAUCUUUUGUCAUGGCCGCCUACUAUACGGCCAUUGCUGCGAGGGACUGGGGCACAGAAGUGGAAUGGGCAACGACGGCUAUAAUAACGUGCUCUAUGGUUGUUGUUGACAUAAUUAUCAGCGGUUGGGGAAUAUACGCUCUCAGCAAUGCCUCCCUCAAAAUAUACCGGGCUCUAUACAAUGAUCUGGAAUUAGAACCUGAAUGUUUGCAAACAAAGGCAGCUUCCGUUUUUGUUGUCGCAUUCGCUGUCAUAUGUGCCCACCUUGUUGUAGCGGGAAUAUGUGCUGUAGUAUCCGUACUGCUAAGUAAGGGGAUAAAACGACAACUGUUGGAACUGAGGGACAUCUACUGA
Molecule: messenger RNA, 570 nt
Organism: Babesia bigemina
Lineage: Eukaryota; Apicomplexa; Aconoidasida; Piroplasmida; Babesiidae
Product: membrane protein, putative
Exons: 1
Coding region: 1-570 (189 amino acids)
Source: RefSeq, a predicted model, not a curated record